Messenger RNA from Syngnathus acus (greater pipefish), 2596 nucleotides. RefSeq names its product Bardet-Biedl syndrome 7 (gene bbs7). The record is from RefSeq and is a predicted model, not a curated record. Gene Ontology annotation, molecular function: protein binding. Bases 427 to 2568 code for a protein of 713 amino acids. Lineage: Eukaryota; Metazoa; Chordata; Actinopteri; Syngnathiformes; Syngnathidae. Gene Ontology annotation, cellular component: BBSome; axoneme; neuron projection. Gene Ontology annotation, biological process: intracellular transport; intracellular protein localization; non-motile cilium assembly. The transcript is spliced from 19 exons.
CACGAGCCAACACUCGCGGCCAAUGAUUGUAUAGGUUAUUGGGGGUGCGACGUUGCCAUGGUAGCUGGUUUAAUCGUAAUGCCUCGUCUCGGUUUCGACUUGAAUGCCGUUCGUGUUUCCAUUCACAACUUAGUAUCGUCCUCAUUUUACUUUAAAUGCUACUCGUUGUCUUCUCGUGUGAACAGAUCGCGGAUGCUAAACUAGCUUGCUAGCCAACGUAAACAUGUCGAGUUUAUCCUCCUGAGUGGAUAAUCCUCAUCUCUUCUGACCUCACCGGUUAGCUGCGACAAGUGACUGGCGAAUGGAACGACGGGUUGCCACUUUUGUGGCCGGAUAAGCAUCUAGUUUGACGGCGUGCGUCGUUAUUAUCCUCCUUUAUUUAUUAUUUUAACGUGAUCCGUUGUUAUCCACAUUUUCCAAAUAAAGAUGGAAAUUAAUUUAAAUCGAGUUGACUAUAUCCAGGUUGGCGUAACAGCCCAAAAAACCAUGAGGCUGCUGCCAGCACUUGGAAAAAAAGCCACUCAGAAGGUGGCUGUUGCUGACCAAGACGGCGUACUGACAUGUUUUGGGAUGAAGAAAUGCGACGCAGUACCUGUCUUCAAAACACUCCCGGGGCAGAAAAUAUGCCGAAUGGACCUUGGCGGAGCGGUGGGAACCCCGCAAGAGAAGAUCUUUGUCUGCUCAGGCUCUCAAGUGCGAGGAUUCACCAAGAAGGGGAAACAGUUCCUCACUUUUGACGCCAAUCUUACCGAGAGCAUCAAUGCCAUGCAGGUGUCUGGCGCUGACCUUUUUCUGUGCGCCAGCUACAUCUACAACCAUUACUGUGACUGCAAGGACCAGGACUACUUCCUGUCAGGAGACAAGAUCAACGACAUCAUCUGUUUGUCUUCAGAGAACCUGGCUCGUACCAUCCCUGUGCUGGCGUGUCAAGAUCGUGUUCUCAGGGUGCUGCAGGGAUCUGAGCUGGCCUACGAGGUGGAAGUGCCCGGACAGCCAUCUGUGCUAGAAUGCUACAACAAAGAUGGAGGAGAUGCCAUUCUCUAUGGAACAACGGAUGGCAAAAUUGGCUCAGUUCACAUCGGCGAGGGUUCAGCGACAACCAAAUGGGAGAUUGACAACGACAAAAAGAAAGGAGGAAUUCUCUGCCUCGACACCUACGACAUCACUGGUGACGGCGUGAGGGACCUCCUGGUGGGACGUGAUGACGGGAUGGUUGCCGUCUACGGCUUUGACAGCACCAACGAGCCCACGCAACGCUUUGAACAUGCUUUGUCAGAAAGCGUGACCUCCAUUCAGGGAGGCUGUGUGGGAAAGGAGUCCUAUGAUGAGAUCCUAACUGCCACCUAUACAGGUUGGGUGACAGGAUUGACCACGGAGCCUCAAAAGGUUGAAUUGGGUGCGGGAGACGAGGUUAGGAUAAGUAAAGAGGUUCAGGCCAAAGUGGAAGCCCUCAGGGCGGAGCUGGAGCAGCUCCAGGUCAAAGUUCAAGUGGGCCGCGAGCAGUACCAACAGACGUCAUUGUCCAAGACAGCUGUCUCUGUGGUGCCCACCUUCAGCAUCAACGACAAGUUUACGCUGUGCCAGGACGAUGCCAGCUACAGCCUCACGCUGGAGGUCCAGACAGCCAUUGACAACCUGCUGCUCCAGAGCGAUGUCCCCAUCGACCUGCUGGACGUGGACAACAACUCAGCGGUGGUCAGCUUCAGCGAGUGCGACUCUGAGCAUCCUAAUGGCAACUUCCUGCUGGCCACUUACCGAUGUCAAGCCAACACCACCAGAUUGGAGCUCAAGGUGAGGUCCAUCGAAGGGCAAUACGGCACCUUGCAGGCUUACGUCACCCACAGACUGCAGCCCAAGACGUGUCAGGUUCGCCAAUAUCGCAUCAAACCUCUUUCGCUUCACCAGCGCACACACAGCAUCGACCAGGACAGGCCAAUGAACAGGCUGAGUCUGGUGGGGCAGUUCAGUUUUGCAGAAAUCCACUCCUGGGUGGUCUUCUGUCUACCGGAGGUACCAGAGAAGACACCGGCGGGAGAGAGCAUCACCUUCUACUUCCUUAACACCUUCCUUGGCACGCAGUUGCACGCCACCUACAGCAAAGGAGAGGGUCACUUCAAGUCAGAUAACAUCUCCACCAUCUCCAUCCUGAGCGAUGUCCUCUCCAAAGAGGCCACCAAACGCAAAAUCAACUUGAACAUUUCCUACGAUAUCAACGCCGAUUCUGUGAGCCACACGCUCAAGAUGAUUCACCCUAAACUGGAGUACCAGCUGGUGUUGGCAAGAAAAGUUCAGCUCAUUGAUGCACUGAAAGAGCUGCAGCUUCACGAGGGCAAUGCUGACUUCCUGAUCUCAGAAUACCGCAGCAUCCUGGACCAGUCAGACAUUCUGCUGGAGGAGUACAAGAGGCAGCCGGCGCACCUGGAAAGGCUUUACGGCAUGAUCACGGACCUCUUCAUUGAUAAGUUCAAAUUCAAAGGACAGAAUGUGAAAGCAAAAGUGUCGUCGCUCUUGGAGAUCCUGGAUAGUUACGAUUUAAAUUCAUUGUUGGACUUUUUUAAUGAGGCUUAGUCGUGCAGUCCACGUGGGAAUUUUUAGG